This is a messenger RNA of Macrobrachium nipponense, 4974 nucleotides long. RefSeq names its product protein kinase C and casein kinase substrate in neurons protein 1-like (gene Synd). Gene Ontology annotation, cellular component: cytoplasm; plasma membrane; endosome. Gene Ontology annotation, molecular function: protein binding; phospholipid binding. Lineage: Eukaryota; Metazoa; Arthropoda; Malacostraca; Decapoda; Palaemonidae. The transcript has 18 exons. The record is from RefSeq and is a predicted model, not a curated record. Gene Ontology annotation, biological process: plasma membrane tubulation; cytoskeleton organization; regulation of endocytosis. Bases 649 to 2436 code for a protein of 595 amino acids.
UUCAAGAGAAUCCGGCCGGCCAGUUGAUCGUAGACCCUCGUGCGAGAAGGGUAUAUAUAUACGUCGGUGACGGCGUUGAGUCGCCUUCUCAUCGGACUCCCGGGAAACAUUGCAGUGUGAAUUGUGUGUUUUUUUAUUUUGAUGAUAAUAAAAGAGGGGCCAGGACUCUCGCACGCCGCCAGAAAAAUAAUCGUUGGUCCACGUGAUUAUUUUUCCCCUCCCUUAGAGUAGAUAUUUGUGUGUGUGAUCGAUUUGGAUUGCUAGCGCCCGAAAGGGGAAAAAGAGAAAAGAGCCCCCCAGACAACCUUGUGCGUACUAGGAUUUUUUGUUUUCCAUCUUCGCCCAUUGAUUCCUGUGUCGUGUAUCUUCUCCUGUGUGGUGUCUUCAGCAUUCUACACAUUGCAAGAUUAGUUUUGAGGAAGCAGAGGCCUGUGUGCCGGAGUGGCCGAUAUGUGCUACUGAGCCAUCCGCACCUCCCCCUUCCCCCCUCCUCUCCUCUUGAUAGAAGGUACGUAAAUGGUGGACCAGAAGAAAUUCUUAAAAGUGAACAGACGACCUCGGUGUCUGAGCAUUCUGGCCUGUUCCUUCGGGAGUGUGCUUGAAGCCAAGCAGCUGUUGUUGAGUCAGCAGUGGUGAGGCAUAGACAUCAUGUCGCACCACAGCGAUGAAAAUGCCGUUUACACCUCCACAGACUCCUUCUGGGAGGUGGGAAAUUAUAAAAGAACUACGAAACGUAUAGAAGAUGGAAACAGACUGUGUGAAGACCUAAUGAAAUUGGUCUCCGAGAGAGCGGAGAUCGAAAAAAUGUAUGCAAAGAGUUUGAAAGAUUGGGCCAAGAAAUGGAAUAAUACCAUAGAGAAGGGACCUGAAUAUGGCACCACAGAGGCAGCUUGGAAAGGAGUGCUCAUGGAAGCAGAACAGAGAUGUGAUUUGCACAUGCGUGUACGAGAAAAUCUUAUCAACGAAGUUCAUAGUAAUGUUAAGCAGUGGCAAAGGGAUAGUUAUCACAAGUCCAUGAUGGGCCAACUGAAAGAAAAGAAGGACAUAGAAGAUAUGUUUAAAAAGGCUCAGAAACCUUGGGCCAAGCUUUUAGAAAAGGUGAACAAACAGAAAGCAGACUACCACAAUGCCUGCAAGAAUGAGAGGUCGGCCCAGAAUCAGGAAAGAAAUGCAGGUGGUGAUUCCUCUCUUUCUCCAGACCAGUUUUCUCCUCAUUUACAGUACCCGGAUUAUAAGACAAACAGCAUAAUCAUUAUGCACAACAAUAUGAAGGUUAAAAAACUGCGUGACAGGGUUUCUAAAGCCAGCGAAGAAGUAUCAAGAGGUCGAGAAAAAUAUGAUGCUGCUCUGAGAGAUAUAUCUGAUUAUAACCCAAAAUAUAUAGAGGAAAUGACACACGUGUUUGAGAAAGCACAAGAAGCGGAAUCAAAGAGACUAAUGUUCUUUAAGGAUAUGCUCUUUGCAACUCAUAAGUGUCUCAAUAUUUCCAAUGACCCAAGUUUGCCACGAAUCUAUGAGGAAUUCAACCAUACUGUAGCAAAUGCUGACUAUGAGAAAGAUCUUAAAUGGUGGAGCAAUAAUCAUGGUGUCAAUAUGCCAAUGAAUUGGCCCUCGUAUGAGGAAUAUUCUGAGGAAUUCCGCGACAUUAGUGGCAAAGGCAAGCGCGGUGGUGGACAGAUACCCGAAGGAGCGAUUACUUUGCUGAACCAGCGCACCGUCGGCGAUGACUUGCCAGACUACACUCCUGAGCUACAUCGAAUCAGCAAGAAGGGACCGAAGGGAGCUGUGAGUGGUGGCGGCGAUAUAACACUGACCUCGGUCAAAGGACCCCCUAACCAUACCUCUCCAGCCACUUCCAAAGCUUCGGAUAACAACAGACAUUCUGCUAUCAGUAUGAUGGUCAGUAAUAUGACCCACAGGAGUCUCAGGAAGCAUCAAAUCCUUUCGACGACGAUGAGGAUCCCCAUAGUCAAAACAAUGGUGUUAGUGGUGACGAUGACGAAUGGGACUACAGUGAUAGAAUGGUUGACACCAGUAAACCAGGAGUACCAGUGCGGGCACUUUAUGAUUAUGAAGGUGUUGAAUCUGAUGAACUUUCAUUCAAAGUUGGUGAAGUUUUUGAAAAACUGGAAGAUGAAGAUGAACAAGGGUGGUGUACGGGUCGCAAAGAUGGACGUAUCGGUCUUUAUCCUGCCAAUUAUGUGGAAUGUAUUUAGAUUAUAUAUAUAUACAUAUAUAAAGGUUUUGAAUCUUUGUAUAAUCAUGGAUUUCACCAGUAAUUGGAAUGUAACUGGUAGUCUUACUGGAGUGAUUGACCCCAGUGUAACAUACAAAGGGAUGUGCCAUGAAGUUUCCUCAGUACAACUGAAUGAAAAGGGCUUCUGGAAAUUAUGUAUCGUGACUGGCUUUACGGUGACUAUGGUUAAUUGUUUAUAAGUUGAAGCGCUAUUUUGAACAGUUGUAUUUGUUGAGGGUACAGCCCUUCUUUAUGAUGGGACCUUGCCCCCCCCCUCCUCCAGCCCAUCUUUCCAUAGCUCAGUGUUAUUAUUAGCAAGCUAUCUUUCAGGCUUGCUUAAGUGGUCUUUCAUAAUACAGCGAGAUUAUGAUAAGGACCAAACACUGAAAAAAAAUGGGAAAAAAUCAGUUUGUAUACUAUUACAAACCUGUGAUCAUUUGGCUUUUAUUGUUGAGCUAAAACAAGAUAGACUAUUUUCUUAGUCAUCUGUUGAUGAAACUUGUAUUAUACUAAAGUACCAAACUGACACAUCAUAUAAAAUGAAAAUUUAAUUUGUACACUAUUGGUCUUGAAAGCAGAAAAAGGCUGCAGAUAGUGGCAACAUGUUACCCGAAUAGAUGAUACUGUUUAGAUAGUAGUGGAACUAAUCAGGCAGGUAUAAGUAACGGUAAUUGUAAGCCAGAAAUGUGACCAAAUCCAUAGUUGUACAUUUCCUAGAGAAUAUUAACACAGUGAACAACUGGACUCCUCUCACUCAUUGCUCCGUUAUAUGGGGUAUAUUUCUGAAAACACUGAAAAAGUCUUAAAAGAUAUGUUGGUCUGUAAAGUUUGUAGUUUAGGAAAGUGUCUUCUGUAUGUUACGGUAAUGAUGCAUAUACAGUAUAUCUAAUGUACAUAGCACUUGUUUUAUUCCAAUAAGAAUCUUGUAAAUAGUAUUGUUGGUGUAGGCCCCACACUGUUAUAUAAUCUCUUAAGAUAUUUGUUUAUUUAUUUUAAUAUUGAGAAAUUCUUGUCUGCUCUGUUUUAUGGACUACCCUGUACACUUAUUUUCCAUCCUUGGAAAAUUAUUUCAAGUCAAUCUUUGUUUCCAGUUCAGAUUUUGCAAUGUAAGCUUUUCAAAUUACUUAUUAUUAUUAUUAUAUAAAUUUCAGUGUUGCAUACUAUUAGAUCUCUCUUAGGAAUACUGAGUGUCAUGGUGUAAUUGGAUUUGCAGUCAUGUUUUACUUGAAUAUUUUGUGUAGUGGAUUGUCACAAAAUUUAGAACAUUUAAAUUAUGACCAUAAAGUCUUAGUUUUCAGAGUGUCAUAACCGUUUCAUUAGCAGGAGUUCUGUAAUAAAUUUGUUUGCCAGAUUAAUUCAUUACAAGGUUUAACCUAAAUCAUAGUAUCUAAUUAUUUUUAAGAAUCACACAAUUUGACUACCAGUCCACCAACCAUUCUAAUACAAAAUUUUAAUGGCUAUCUAUGGUGGUGCAUUAUUUACCUUAUUCUAUUGAUUAUUUUAUCAGCAAAAAUUCAGUCAAAAUAAUGGAAUAUAGGCUAACAUUUUCCUUGCAAAGUUUUACAAGCAAUGUAUAAAGGUAUAGAAAAAUUCCUGAGGGUAGUAGAUUGAGGGAUUAGUUGCAAGAUUUGAAGACAGAUUAUUUUGUUUUACUGUAUUUAUUUUUCUGUACAUAAUUUCUUCAAUAUUCUUUCCAUACCUAAUGCAUAUAUUAAAAAAGGCUGUCUUAGAUCAAAUCAGCAGUUGGUGGCCUCAAGGUGUUUCGACGAACAAUGAUUUUUCUUGUGUCAGCUAUAGCUAAGUGAAAGUACUGAAGUUUCAGCUUAGAAUAAAAUGAAAUUGUGGGUCCUACAGUGUUAAUGUACUAAGAUAAUAGUGUGUAAGUUACUGUUGUGUAGCAAUAAGUCCUGUCCAUGUCAUAAAAAUUAUGACAUCACCACGAAGUGUCAUACUGUACAGCUGCUGUCAGUAUGAAGAAGUCUUAAUUGCCUGGUCUAAGUUUUAAAAAACAGUAUUUGUAGCUUAGGCAUAUGUUGAUUAUGUUGGAAGUGCCUGUAUAACUUUUCUUUCUCAUAGCAAACUCUUUGUCACUUAUUAAAUUCAUUUAAGUUUAAUCAUUUAUAUUUUGAUAUCACUGAUUGCCUCCUCAGUAUAUAUGAAUUUUAAUACAGGUGGAAAUGUUUUAUGUUAGGAAUCAUUUUCUAAGCAUUUCUCUAUAAGCAGCUUUUUUGUGUACAGUAAUUUUGUAUGCUAGUUAUCAAUCACUUUUUUUUUUUAGGUUUUGCAAAGACAUAUAUUUUGUGCUGUUUUGAUAAUCAAAUGAAUCCUUGCUUUGAAAAUGAAAACAUAGGUGAGGUAUAAUAUAUAGCCAAGUAAAUUCCACAAUGAAAGUAAAGUUGAUUAUGUAUAUCUUUUAUGUCAAAGAAGUUUCAGCACCAGGAAAGUAUUAUUUUACUGUUAAGGUAAAAAAUGGAAAUUAUACCUUAACAUUCCUAAAGUAUAGCUGCCUCUUGCAUCUUUUAUCAAUGAAAUUUUGCAAGAUUACUAGGAUUUUUAGUUUCAUCAUUCAUUCUGAUUGUCGAUAUAUCAGUGCUAGUAUUUUAAGAUUCAUUUUAAGCUUUCAUUAUUCUUCUGCUUGAUGCAGCCAUACUAAUUACAACAGACCCAAUUAUCUGCUCAAUACCAGACUUCAUGAAACACUUUUAAUGACUGUCAUCUCAUUAAAAUAAAUGUAUGAA